AUGGAAGACGACGACCUACUUGGGGAGGAACUGAUGGAAGAAGCAGAACAAAUUGAGGCCAUUUCCCAGCUCUCCCCGAUGGCUACCCGAAAGAAGGUGACAGCGGGACCAACCCAAAAGGGUGACGGAGGAAAGCCGAGACACACUAAAACGGAGAUUUUACGAUCCCGGGUCUCCCCUCGUCAGAGAACGUCAAUAAUUAACGACGCCAAGAGUACUAAAGUGUCACGUAAAAUGAAAAAUAUGUGUGUCAAGGCAUCUCCGAAGAAGCGUUCAGGAGUGAUCAAAGGAACUCCCAUACCAGCUUCUUCCAAACAACUCCCUCAACAUGAGGUAUUUCCGUCUGCUUUAAGCAAGAAACCAAAGUCUGCAACAGGUUCGGUGGUGUCCCAGAAACCACCCAAGGGGCGAAGCGGUGGAUUGGCUUUGUAUUAUUCUUCCUCUUCUUCUGUUACUAUUCUAUCUUCCUCUCCACGCAUGAUUGAUAUUGAAGCUGUUAUAGAGGGAGUGAAGGUCUUUAUGACAUUUGUGUAUGGAGAACCGGUUACUGAAAACCGUGGUUCUUUUUGGGAGUGCCUCUCGGAUAUGAGCUUUCACAGGAGAGGAGCUUGGCUUAUGAUCGGGGACUUCAACGAGAUAACUGGAAACCAUGAGAAGCGUGGCGGCAGGAGGAGAUCGGACACGUCUUUCUUGGAUUUCCGGAGGAUGUUAGCCAAUUGUGGAAUGAUAGAUUUCCCUUUUAAGGGUAAUUGCUUAUCAUGGGUUGGAUACAGAGCAUCCGGCAAAGUCCAAUGUCGCCUUGAUCGAGCAGUAGGCAACGAAGAUUGGCAUCACUCCUUUUCCCACACGAAUGUGGAGUAUUUACAUCUCUGGGGAUCGGAUCACCGACCGGUGCUGGCAAGAAUUAUGUCUCACGAGGCUAAAGUCAAACGAAAUUUCCGUUUUGAUAAACGGUGGCUGGGAAAAGAUGGAUUUAAGGACACGGUAACCUCAGGCUGGAGAUCAUCGCCCAGUGCAGGAAUUGGUAACGUGCACGGGAAGAUUCAGUCUUGUCGUCGGGCUAUAUCGUCGUGGAAGAGGCUAAAUAAAUCGAACUCAGCGUUACAAAUCGAGGCGAUAAAAGAACAAUUGGAAAGGGCACAAACGGACGACUCGGUACCAAGCGAAGAAGUGAUGAAGUUGAAAUGGGACUUGUGUAAUGCCUUAAGAGAUGAGGAACUCUUCUGGAGACAGAAAAGCCGUGUAUCUUGGCUAAAAGAAGGUGACCGAAACACCAAGUUUUUCCAUGCAACAACGAAGCAACGACGUGCUAGGAACCGGAUUACAAAACUGAAGCGACAAGAUGGCUCAUGGGCUGAGACAGAAGAUAGCAUAGAACAAACUGCCACAGGUUAUUUCCAAAAUCUGUUCUCUUCUUCACGACCAGGCAAUUUUGAAGAGGCCCUAAAAUAUCUCUCUACGCGAGUCACCCCUGCUAUGAAUACCGCAUUGACUCGAGCUCCGUCAAAUGACGAGAUCAAAAAAGCAAUCGCAGAGAUCAACCCGGAUAAGGCCCCUGGGCCGGAUGGAAUGACAAGCCUUUUCUUUCAGAGAUUUUGGGAGGUUACAGCACAAGAUAUAAUAACCAUGGUGAAAGAGUUUUUCGAGACAAAUUCUCUGGAUGCAAAGCUGAACCAAACAAAUAUAUGUCUAAUCCCCAAAACAGAGAGACCGAGGGACAUGACGGAGUUCCGCCCUAUUAGCCUCUGCAACGUCAGUUACAAGAUUAUCUCGAAGAUCUUAAGUAACAGAUUAAAGCGGUGUCUCCCGAAGAUCAUUUCAGAAACACAAUCAGCCUUUGUGGCUCGACGUCUCAUCACAGACAAUAUUUUGAUAGCACAAGAGUGCUUCCAUGGCCUUCGGACCAACUCGAUGUGUAAGACAAAGUUCAUCGCUGUCAAAACGGACAUGAGCAAAGCUUACGACCGUGUUGAAUGGAGCUUUCUCGAGGCUUUGAUGCUAAAACUCGGAUUUGCUGAGUCAUGGGUACAUUGGAUUAAGCUCUGCAUUUCGUCGGUCUCUUAUCAGGUACUAUUGAAUGGUGAGGCAAAAGGUAGUAUUCAACCUACAAGAGGCCUCCGACAGGGCGAUCCCCUCUCGCCUUUUCUCUUUAUCAUCCUCACGGAAGCACUCAUCUCUCAAUUACGUGGGGCUGAAGAAGAAGGGAGAUUGACAGGCUUAAAAAUUGCUCGAGCAUGUCCACCAGUGUCUCAUCUCCUAUUUGCUGAUGACAGUUUAUUUUUCUGUCGAGCUGAUGUCCUGCAAUGUGCAGAGUUAAUAAAAAUCCUCAAAUGCUAUGGCCUAGCCUCUGGACAACAACUUAAUACAGCAAAAUCAUCAGUUUUCUUUGGUAGCAAGGUACCAAAUGAACAGAGAAUAGCAAUCAAAAAUACCCUGGGAAUCUCAAAGGAAGGAGGGAUGGGAACUUACCAGAGACGAUCAGUGGAUCCAAAAAACAAGUUUUUGCCUUUGUCCAAGACAGGCUCAGUAGCCGCAUCAAUACUUGGUCCUCGCGCCUCCUAUCAAAAGGCGGGAAGGAAGUGCUUAUCAAAUCAGUAG
Messenger RNA from Microthlaspi erraticum, 2598 nucleotides. The record is from the annotation of a GenBank genome assembly. Lineage: Eukaryota; Viridiplantae; Streptophyta; Magnoliopsida; Brassicales; Brassicaceae.